This is a messenger RNA of Prorocentrum cordatum, 3675 nucleotides long. The record is from the annotation of a GenBank genome assembly. Lineage: Eukaryota; Dinophyceae; Prorocentrales; Prorocentraceae.
GUCGCGAAGCCGCCCAAGGCCAAGGCUGGCCCCAAGGGGAAGGCGCAGGCCGAUGGGCCCGUCAACGAGUGGGGCGACGUCGAUCCCAAGUUUUGCUCGGCCUGCAAACAGAACACUCACGAGAUCGACAGGGACAGCCCCCCGAGCGACCCGUACUACUUGAAGUGGAGCAAAACUUAUUGGAGGAGUGACGGCACCUGCUUGCCUGCUGGCGAAGAAUGCACCAAGUGCUUCGGCACCAGGAGGAGGUAUUUCCUUGAGAGCUUGAAGGACCUCACCAAUGAGAGGGAGAAUAACAAGGACUUGGACGACCACUACUACGCCCUCAGGCGCGACCGAGCCUCAGGAGGAACCGAGUACAGUCACCUGCAAAAGAUGGUUGCCAGCAGCCACGUGGUAAAGAAUGAAAGCGUGUAUGGCGACACGUACGUCGAGGGCACGUGGAUGGAGCUGUGGGAGUUCGCGCGCGCCCGUAACAUCCAGGGGUUCCAGCGCGGCGAGGAGGACCAGCUGAGCGAGUUCAUCCAGCAGAAGUGGCCCGACUUUGACAUCGCACCCGACGGGUGCGGAACGCUAGGACGUCACGUUGUUGCAAUGCCCGCUCAUCCGUUCGAAACCAUUUCCAGGAUAUCCCAGGCACGGGGCUCGAGCACAGGGGCAGGCUCUCUGGGGCGGUCCAGGUUUCCAUCGUGGCCUUCGUUCGAUGGGCUGCCAGGGUUCGCCAGGGGCGGGGAUGGGCGGAUUAUCGAAGCAACAUGUGACGUCCCAGCAGGAGUUGAGAUCCCAGACCAUGGGCCUGGCCACAAGAGGUUCAGGCGCGGCACGAAGACCUCAGCAGACCUCGAGCGCCGCGAGGAUCACGCCGACAAGGGCAUUGCGAGGGAGUCCAUGGAGCACGCCAAGGCGCAGGUCCUCGGCACCAGGCCGCCGUCAGCUUCUCCGAUCGCGUCAGGUGAUUGGGGUCGGGCGGCCGCGGCAGAGGAGGAACUGGCAGACUCCGACGCCGAAGGUUCCGCGGCGUGGACGGCGGGCAGCAACGCUUCCAACAGCCAUAAGUUCUCCACCCCAGAGGCGCUGAGGAUGCCUUCCCACAAGAGGCAGCUUUCGGCGGACAAGCGGGUCGCCAGCGAUGAGCACCCACUUAGCAAGAAAUUCCAGUGCGACCAGGAGCGCGAUCGCGCUUUUCGAAGCGGUGCUUCGGCAGCUGGGAGCCGCAGGGGCUCGAGAUCGCCUGACGGAGGAGGCAAGAGUUUGGAGAAGCGCAAGACGGCCGCCAGCGGAACCGUUGCGGCUGCCAACGAGGUCCUCGCCAUUGCGUCGUCGAAGUGGUCCUUUCGGCAGCACUGGGAGGGAAGGCUCCGCAAGCGCGAGUCCGACGCCUUCCUGACGAGGCUCAACACCCACGGCCGCAAGUGCGGCAACGUCCUGGCCAACGCGGAGGCUGCCGACGUCAGCACGCAGCUGUUCAACGCGCGCGAACUCUUGGAGAAGAGGAGCAGCCUCUUCGAGAGUUUGCGGGGCAACUUCGUGAAGUUUGCCAUGGAGGACAUGUCCCAGGAUCACGUCGAUGCUCUGAAGGGCGCGCCCAUCGACCUCCUCGGCACCAUUAUCACUUCUGAGUUGAACCAGGCCUUGAAUUCAAUGUGCGCUGCCCCUGGUGCCAGGUGCGACGUCGUGACCGCCUUCGGGAGCGUCGCAGAUGCGAAGCCACGUUCGCAGAGAUUCAGCGUCGGAUUGCUUGCUAAGGACCAGUCGAUAGCGUCGGAGUGCCAGAAGGGUCUUGUGCUGAGCUUGGCCGAGAGGCUGUGGAAGCACAGCGAUGCGAAUUGGAUCGUCCGUUGCUGCCAGUUGCUAUCGGAACUUGUGGGCGAUUGCGUCGUGGACGCCAGGGAGAUUGCCGAAGAUGGGGACGCUCUCGAUGAUGAAUCCUGGUUCGCUCAGCCGAAGAUCGACAUGUGCUGCAUCCUUCUGAUGGGGAAAUGCCUCGAAGCCAGCCUUUCCGAAUCGACGCUGCCCCGCGACACGGUCUCCAAGAUCUGCGCCAUGGUGGAGUGCAAGAAUAGACUGAGCCCCCGUCUGCGAGCUCACUUUCGCCAAAUUUGCGGCGCUCAGGUGCAGCAUGGGCGCCAAGCUUGGGAUCGCAUGCUGCAGAUUCAUGCUGAGGCCAAGGAGAUGACCGACAAAUGUAAGCACAUCGACGCCGAGAAGAUGCAGCAGGUGAAGGGCACGCUGGAGACCGCGCUCGCGCUCGAGGUGGGCUCCUGGGACGCCUGCUACGAGGCCGUUGUCGACGUCUACAACGACCACAAGGACCUGCUGGAUGCGCUCGGGUCUGUCUACUGCAACUCCGAGGGCUCGGCUGAGGCCGACGACAAAGGCGAUGCUGCCAAGAGGAAGAUGACUGAGGAUAUUGCAUCGGCCUUGCUCCGCGUAUUCGACUUGUCAAUGGCCAAUGCCAAUGCAGUGAUGGAGGCCCAUUCUAGACUCCACUCUUUUGCCAGGUCGGCAGCUGUCGAAUGCCAGACCCCGUCUUCGCAGGACGAGCAGUUCGACUGUGAGGAUCUAAGGUGGAUUGGCUCACUUAUCGAUAUGAUCGUGACCGUCUGGCCGAACAAGCCCGCGCUUCUUGCGUACGUCCAGCAGAAGAUUCGCAUAUUGAUCGACCUGUGCUCCAUCGCGUCGCCUGCGGCGGGCUCGACGGCCAAGUUCAGUGACGCGCUGGCGGCGUUCUCAAAGGUGCUGCAGAGGGAGAUUUCUCUCAAGGUAGGGGCCAUGUCGCCCGCGAACAUGGCGUGGGAUCGCUCUGAGGGCAAGGGCUUGAUCACUAUCGCCAAGCAGCUGGACGACGUGACGAGCCUUGGUGAUAUCAUGAUGUCAUAUAUGGUCACCUUCGUGGCUGCAGACCCAGCCAAACACAAGGAUAUCGGGCAGUUGCUGAACUCGGGCAGCGUUCUUCCGUCUGGAGCUGGGGACCUGGCGAAGGGUGGCAUCGCGCUGCAGAUGUGCGCCGAUACCGUCAUCAAGAUUACCUCUGGCAAGUUCGCGGGCGGAUUGGUCGAGGUUUCCAACGUCCUCCGCGAUCUGAACCAUGCAAAAUCAAAGUGCCCCGAGUUGUUCCAACGGUACGCGUCUUUCGACGAUAAGUGGAAGUUGAUCAUGGGUGAGUGGACGCGUCUGUGCGAUUCCAUGGAGGCCAAGGCAAAGGUGCUGGACAUCACGGACUCGUUCGUCAAGGACUUCGGCAAGAUCAAGCAUGCCAUCACCACCUGGGACUUUUCAGGCACGCCGUGGAGCAGCGUGGAUGACGCUACAAAGGCCGCCACCAUGCGGCAGAUCGACGGGCUCGUCGUUCAGUACCCGACCUGGAAGAACACAGCGGAGACCGUCAGCACGAUCAUGAGUUUCGCGAAGGGCGGCGUCUACGAGAGGGUUCGGGCGUUCGUCGACCGCCUGGUGGAGCACCAGGCGAUCUUGAAAGAGACGGCCGAGAUCGCUGCCAUGAACGUCGUGACAUCUGCCGUGGUGAAACACAUGGCGGACCCUCACGCAGGGAAGAACGAGGGCAAGGGCGCUAAGAAUCCAGUCGGCUCUGCACUCAAGUACACGCAGAACUUCCUGAAGGUCGGCCUCGACAAGCUGCCCGUCGAGCUCCGCAGCAACGCGCAGGCUGCCUAG